AUGAAACUGCACGAAUGCAGGAUCGUCCACGGCGACCUCCGAUCGGCGUGCGUUCUUCUCGACAACACCAACAAGGCUGUCAUUGCAGACUCUAUCUUUGCUCGAGUCCGGCACUCCUUGGCCGCCGCCACCACUGGCCAUGAGCCUUACGAACCCUCGUCGGAUGAAAUCAGCUUCCUAGCACCUGAAAUCCUCGACGAUGAGCUUCCUGCAGACAUCAGCACAAUGGCCGAUGCCUUCGCCUUUGGAACCAUGUUCUAUGAAAUCCUCAACGACGGCAAGGAAACAUGGGUCACGGCCGAUGGAUCGCCCAUGCACCCCGCCGCCAUUCGGCGCUGUGUCUGCAACGGCAGCCGGCCCAAACGUCCCGAGGGUAUCCCGGACCCAAUCUGGGCAUUGAUUGAGUCUUGCUGGCACCAGGACCCAACCGAGCGCCCCAGCUUCACAAACAUUCAUUCGGCGAUUGUGGGCUACAUAGGUAAAGUACGCCGUUGA
Polychytrium aggregatum is the source of this 495-nucleotide messenger RNA. Its product is annotated as kinase-like domain-containing protein. Lineage: Eukaryota; Fungi; Chytridiomycota; Chytridiomycetes; Polychytriales. Gene Ontology annotation, biological process: protein phosphorylation. Bases 1 to 495 code for a protein of 164 amino acids. The record is from RefSeq and is a predicted model, not a curated record. The transcript has a single exon. Gene Ontology annotation, molecular function: protein tyrosine kinase activity; ATP binding.